UAAAAACGCAACCAACAUUUGGGUUUCAAGCAUUUUACUCUGUUGUGUUGGUUUUUGUGAGAGCUGCGCAGUAUCUAUUUGAUUUUGCAUCCAGAGAAAAGCAAAGACUGCUUCUAUGGCUGAUCCUGAACUAGAAGCUAUUAGACAGAGGAGGAUGCAAGAGCUCAUGGCUCAACAUGGCACUCAGCAGGGGAAGCAAGGCAGUCAGCAGAAUCCAGAUCAAGAGAGAGCACAAGAAGAUGCUAAAAGGGAAGCUGAUGAACGUAGACAAAUGAUGCUUAGUCAAAUAUUGUCUUCCCAAGCCCGAGAGAGAAUUGCACGAAUUGCACUGGUGAAACCUGAGAAAGCUAGAGCCGUAGAGGAUGUUAUUUUGAGGGCUGCUCAAAUGGGACAGAUUGUUGAGAAGGUUUCUGAGGAACGGCUUAUAACGCUCUUGGAACAAAUAAACAGCCAAACUAGCAAACAGACAAAAGUCACGAUCCAGAGGCGUCGUGGGGUGUUCGACGAUUAGGAAAGAUGAAAGGAGAAGUUUAUGAUGUGCUUUGUACAUCUCUCCCUUGGAGAUCUCCCUGUUAAGUUGUUGAGUUCAGUUACUAAUAUCUACUUGCACUGUGAAAUAUGUUUAUUGUGAGUGAAGAAUCUUAAUGAUCUUCCAGAUGCUUGGGUUUGAGAUAAAGAUUAAUCUGAAACUGAAACUCUGCAUUUUAUACAUUUUGCCAUUUCUUCUA
Molecule: messenger RNA, 728 nt
Organism: Brassica oleracea var. oleracea
Lineage: Eukaryota; Viridiplantae; Streptophyta; Magnoliopsida; Brassicales; Brassicaceae
Product: DNA-binding protein DDB_G0278111-like
Exons: 7
Coding region: 116-511 (131 amino acids)
Cellular component (GO): cytosol; nucleus
Molecular function (GO): DNA binding
Source: RefSeq, a predicted model, not a curated record